Messenger RNA from Trypanosoma conorhini, 360 nucleotides. RefSeq lists its product as uncharacterized. The record is from RefSeq and is a predicted model, not a curated record. Bases 1 to 360 code for a protein of 119 amino acids. The transcript has a single exon. NCBI's taxonomy places the organism in Eukaryota, Euglenozoa, Kinetoplastea, Trypanosomatida, Trypanosomatidae.
AUGUUUCGCCGCGUUAUUGCAGCUGCGGGUGUGCGCCCGCGCGUGCUGGGCGCUCGCACGUAUUUCUACCCCUCGCCCGGCGAGGUUGGAAUCAGUGGUGAAACGAUGAAGGCUCUGCUCAAGGGCACCCUUUUUCUCAUCGCACUCGAGGCCCUUGCGAUCAGGCUUUUUGUGUUCAACCGCUAUAGCACAAAGCACCAGUACGUUGAGGACAGCACGGACCUGUGGGAGGAUGACGGCACUGUCAUGGAGGGUGAGGAGGCGGUCGCGAACCUCCGCAUCCAACGCGAACGUAUCAUGCCGUUCAUGAACGACAUCAAGGAGAAACUGGACGCUGCCGGCGUUGAAGCGGAAGCGUAG